AUGAAUCUCUUUGCUCCCCUGACGGAUGUCGCUGUUGUACCAAAGUUCUUUGCGGGAUCGGAUCAUCGCCGCCUACGAGGAAGACUCUCUUUCAUACGGACAAUCAUCGACUGGGAUCUCUUCGCUUCGCUAGUCGAAUUUUGGGAAGAUACCGCUAUGGACAACAUCGACGACGAAUAUGAUCGGCUCGUAGAGCAUCUUCACAACUGA
Messenger RNA from Necator americanus (New World hookworm), 210 nucleotides. RefSeq lists its product as uncharacterized. NCBI's taxonomy places the organism in Eukaryota, Metazoa, Nematoda, Chromadorea, Rhabditida, Ancylostomatidae. The record is from RefSeq and is a predicted model, not a curated record. The transcript is spliced from 2 exons. Bases 1 to 210 code for a protein of 69 amino acids.